Messenger RNA from Ictalurus furcatus (blue catfish), 751 nucleotides. RefSeq lists its product as uncharacterized. Gene Ontology annotation, biological process: monocarboxylic acid transport. NCBI's taxonomy places the organism in Eukaryota, Metazoa, Chordata, Actinopteri, Siluriformes, Ictaluridae. The transcript is spliced from 2 exons. The record is from RefSeq and is a predicted model, not a curated record. Gene Ontology annotation, molecular function: monocarboxylic acid transmembrane transporter activity.
CUCCCUCAGACAACAUGAGGAAGAAAGACUCAAAAGGGAACCCACCCUCUUUUGGGUGAAUAUACACAAAUAUACUAUAAAAUCAGUCAGAAUUAAGUGUAGUGAAAGGAUGUUUAAUAUGAUCAUAUUGUGAAUAAGCAUGCUGGGAUGAGCACAGGACAGUCUUUAUGAUUACACCAGCAGCACAAAUCUAUGCUAUCCUGGUGAGAUUAUCCAAUGAAGCAAGGAUGAUGGUUCAUGAAAGGUGUUUCUUGUGUUCCACUGAUUCAGCUCCAGUUGGCUCUGUGUUCAGUGCAUGUGUUGGCCACAGAGUUGUGGUGAUGCUGGGAGGACCGCUGGGCAGUGUGAGCAUGGUGGCUGGAGCAUACACUCAAAAUCUGUUCUAGCUUUACAUCACUGUGGGCUUUCUGACAGUUAAAAAACUACUGCCACUGAUAAAAAUUCUGGCUCUGACCCGGACCCCCACUGUAACCAUGUUGGGCUGCUAUUUUGAGAAGCGGUGGCCUGUUGCCAAAGCUCUCGCCAGCACAGGUGAAUGAAUCGUCACCUUCCUCUUCACACCUUCUUUCCAAUUCCUGGUAGACAAUUAUUCCUGGAGGGGUGCCAUGCUAGUGUUGGGAGCUGUGCAGCUGCACAUGUGUAUGUGUGUGUGUUGUGCACUUCUGAAGCCACUCACUGUCGUCUCUGAUGAGCAGACUCGAGCUACAGACCCUCUCUCAAAUAUACCAUGAACCACAGGAGGCUCCUGACU